AUGGUGGCUAGUCAUACGGGAGUUCAUGUUCAUCAGGGGAUGGGUAGAUGUGUGCUGGACAAUGACGAGCCCAGCAUGGUCAUGGUUUGGAAAGCUUAUGAUGGAGUUGAAGUGACACAUUACGACAUGCAUGCUUACACAGUCAACCCUCUAUGGCCACAGCUUAUGUGGACCACAAAGAAAGAAGAAUCAUAUCGAAUGGUUUAUACAAAUGUUUAUCAACCUAUUUGUAUCAAAACACUGAAGUACUAUCUGGAGAAAGAGAAGAACAUUGUGUUUAGAAAAGAGCGCCCCAGAGUCCGGCUGAUCCACAAGCCAUGCACUGACACUGGAGAAAUGAAGGUGAGCUGUCUGGCCACGGGCUUCUACCCCCGACACAUCAACCUGACCAUGCUGAGAGACGGGCAUCCCAUCCCAGAUGAGGAGCUGAUUCUGGGGGAGGUGUUACCCAAUGGAGACGGGACCUACCAGACAAGGAGGACCCUGAGUAUCCAUUCAGAGGAACUGAGAGAGAGACAUCAUUACACCUGCUCUGUCACACAUCUUACACUGGACAACAAGCUGGACAUAAACUGGGAACCAGAGGAAGGCUCAGAUGUUGCAGUCAUCAGUUCUCUGGUUGUAGUGCUGGUUCUGGUUCUAGUCUUUGCCGUCCCUGCAUUUGUCAUCUGUAAGAGGAGAUGCAAAGGCUGCAUAUACAGAGAGAGUGAGAGACGGCCGUCCAGCCAAAUGGAGGAACCGGGCAAGAAGGACUUUCAUCAGGGAGGUUACCAAGAACCCAGCGGCAACUCUUCGCAAGUCCUCUGCUGAGAUGGGAGAACCUGCUGGAAGGACAACCAGCACUCCAAGCCUUUAUGAUAGAGAGACAUCUAUUCUGUCAUCUCCUGUGCCAUAUUCCUGGGGUGUUCUUUCUGGUGUGAUGAGGUUAAAGGUGAGAAUCGUCUUAAGAGCUGCACUUGAAGUCAUGUGGGAGGAGCUUCACGUGUGGGCAAACCUAACUGUAGGCAGACCCCUUCUGACAAACCAUUCCAGUCCAAGUCCAAGUGAAGGCUUUGCACUGUGGUGAGUUGCAAAACUGUCAAAAGAUAAUAUAUUAUCUCAAUAUUUUAUUAGAUAAGGUUCUUUCAGAUUAAGGUUGAAAAUAUUUACUGGAGUAAACAUGUGAAAGUGUGUUGUGGUGUUUCUUAUGGGCUUGUUUUAUCCUCAACAUUCCUGACUCUUAGUAGUUAUAUUUGAGUAUUGCUACACUCCUCUAAUCUGUGCCUACUGUAGGUCUUCAAGAGGCAGAGCUGGAGAAGGAGCCUAAUUUAUUGAUUGGAGUACAUCGGGAUAACCUAUAAUCAAGUGUGUGUGCGAACGAAUGAUUCAGAGUUGAGGCUGGUCAAGAAACAGCUGUGCAGCCAAUUGUCCAAUUACUUUUGUUCCCCUAAAAUGUGGGAAAUAUGAAUAAAAGAGCUGUAAUUCUUACAUGACCUGAUAUGGAUUGAAAUACCUGACUGUUUUAAAUGUUAAUUAUUUUUCUCAAUGCCUUUUCUGGAUUUCAGUUUCUGAAUGCCUUUUCUGGAUUUUAAAAUGGCCAUUUUCUUUCAUUUUGUGUUUUAACUGUACUGAUCCUUAAACUGUUUCAGGCUGAUGCAUGGUUUGCUGAUGUGAAUAACUCCGAUUUAUCCAAAAUAAUCAUGAAAACGCAUGAAAAAUCAUGAGCUCGUCUUGUUAUGCUCACAAUUUGAACCAUCAUUCCAAAAAACAUCCCAAGAACUAUGGCGAGUUUCUGCCACGUCUUUUGAAAAUUGUGUGUGUUAUUCAGAGGUACUCCAUGGUACUGGGGCUUGUGAAAAUGGACUCCAGUCUCCUUCAUCAGCCUGGCUCAUUUUUGGCAU
Messenger RNA from Conger conger (European conger), 1880 nucleotides. Its product is annotated as H-2 class I histocompatibility antigen, alpha chain-like. The transcript has 5 exons. Bases 1 to 810 code for a protein of 269 amino acids. The record is from RefSeq and is a predicted model, not a curated record. Gene Ontology annotation, biological process: immune response. NCBI's taxonomy places the organism in Eukaryota, Metazoa, Chordata, Actinopteri, Anguilliformes, Congridae. Gene Ontology annotation, cellular component: external side of plasma membrane.